This is a messenger RNA of Mustela lutreola (European mink), 3028 nucleotides long. RefSeq names its product caveolae associated protein 2 (gene CAVIN2). Gene Ontology annotation, molecular function: protein kinase C binding. The record is from RefSeq and is a predicted model, not a curated record. Lineage: Eukaryota; Metazoa; Chordata; Mammalia; Carnivora; Mustelidae. Gene Ontology annotation, cellular component: caveola; cytoplasm. Bases 293 to 1513 code for a protein of 406 amino acids. The transcript is spliced from 2 exons.
AAAACCUGCAGGAAAGAGCCCGGGGCCAGGGAGCAGGGGGUCAGGAAGUGUGCGGCCGCUUCUGCACCCUGAGUGGUUGUCGGGUCUGAGAGCUUCGCCUCCCACUGGGUGGAGUCCGGCUUUUAAGAGCGGCUGGAAGGCAGUUCCCCUGGUCCUGGUCCGCGGAGCCGUCGGAGCGUGUGAGCCUCCGCCGGUCCCGGAGAGCCGGGCUCGGAGCGCAGAGCCGCGGGCCCCUCUCCGCAGUCCGCUCCCGUCCUUCCCGCCCCGGGAGCACCUGCCCACCUGCCCAGCCAUGGGGGAGGACCUCGCCCAAGCCGAGAAGCUGCCGUACCUGGGCUCUGGCACGUGGCAGGAGAAGCCAGCCAGCCCCAGCCUAGCGCCCUCCUCCACGCCGAGCCCGAGCCUGAACCUGGGGAGCACAGAGGAGGCGGUCCGGGACAGCGCGCAGGUGAACGCCGUCACGGUGCUCACGCUGCUGGACAAGCUGGUGCACAUGCUGGACGCGGUGCAGGAGAACCAGCACCACAUGGAGCAGCGGCAGAUCAGCCUGGAGGGCUCCGUGAAGGGCAUCCAGAACGACCUCACCAAGCUCUCCAAGUACCAGGCCUCCACCGGCAACACGGUGAGCAAGCUGCUGGAGAAGUCGCGCAAGGUCAGCGCGCACACCCGCGCCGUCAAGGAGCGCAUGGACCAGCAGAGCGCGCAGGUCAGGCGGCUGGAGGCCAACCACGCGCAGCUGCUCCGGCGCAACCACUUCAAGGUGCUCAUCUUCCAGGAAGAAAAUGAGAUCCCUGCCCGUGUGUUUGUGAAGGAGCCGGCCUCCAGCCCCGCCGGAGAGCAGGGGGAGCUCGCUGAGGAGAACAAGUCCCUGGAGGAGACCUUGCACACGGUGGACCUCUCGUCGGAUGACGAGUUUCCCCCGGAGGAGGAGGCCCUGGAGGACAGCGCGGAGGAAAAGGUCGGGGAAAGUAGGGCAGAGAAGAUCAAACGGUCUAGCCUGCGGAAGGUCGACAGCCUCAAGAAAGCGUUUUCUCGCCAGAACAUCGAGAAGAAAAUGAACCGGCUGGGCACAAAGAUCGUAUCCGCAGAGAGGAGGGAGAAGAUUAAGAAAUCCCUCACCCCCAGUCACCAGAAGGCAUCUUCGGGGAGAGGCUCCCCCUUCAAGGUCUCUCCGCUCACCUUCGGGCGCAGGAAAGUCCGCGAGGGAGAGAGCCCUGCGGACGCGGAGACCAAGUCGGAAGACCUGCCCCGCGGCGACCCGGUGCCCGACGAGCAGGAAGAGGGUCUUUGCUCCCGCGCCCCGGGGGAGGGAAAGAGCAGCGAGGGGCGCGCAGGAAGGGCGGCCUCCCGGGGGAGCAGCGUCGACCUGACCGCUCCGGAGGACGAAGAGGAGCCCUCGGCGGCCGUGGAACAGGCCCAGCAGGUGCGCCACGAGCGGGGCGACCUGCUAGCCGCGGAGGAUGCGGAGGACGCGGUGCCGCCCGCGGUGCUCCACGUGGACGCGACCUCCUGAGCGCGGCCCGCCGGCCCGGCCUGUGCUCUGGUGCCCCGGCGCGGCCAGGGCGCGAGCCGGCCCCCAGCCCGUCCCCAGCACUGCCCGUCCCGCCCGGUCCCCGUCGGGGCCGCGGUCACCGCUCCGCGGCAGCCCCACGCGCGCAGGCCCGACGCCGCGGCCCCCCGAGCUGCCGGCGCGCGCCUCUCCCUGGCCUCGGGCUCUCUGGGGGCGGAGUUUCUCCGGGAUCGCGCGGGACAAGACCGGGGGCCGCUGCACAACGCCGACCAGGGCGGCCCCGGACGCUCCCGGGGAGACGCGCCUGCCCUCCGGGGUGACCCGCAGCGCACAGAAGCUGGAGACGCAACUGCUUUAUAUUCCGGGGGGGGGGGGGGGGGACACUUCUCCAGAAGGGCGCAGGCGAGGGUCCAGAGGUCAUUCACUCAAUAGAAACCAGUGUCUGAAAUGAACUGACUGAUCGUGAAGGAAAAACCAAAGACUGUAAGAGUCAGAUGAUGAAGGGAGAGGAAGGGAGCCGGGACCACCCCAGAAAGGAACCCGAGGAGAAGCUGGGACAUAAGAGGAACUAGAAAGGGAGAAUGCCAAAGAGAAUGCAGAGAGAAAAAACACGUGCUUAGAAAGAAAAUAUUUCCAGUAUUAACUCAAAUAUUCCAUUCCUUAAAUAAUAAUUCGAAAGACUUUCGUAUAUCCUGGAAUAAUAUGUUCUAUCUUCACAGUAUUCUUAUUUUCUGAUUUUUCAAAUAAUACGAAAACAUAGUUUACUGUGUUAAAGUUGCAUUUUUCUUAAUAAAUCAAAGACGUUACAAAUAUUUCUCCAGGGAGGUUUAAAAUGAUGUUGUCUCUUUAACAUGAGAAUGAACACAAAUCUUCAAAAUUCCUAUGUGCUGUCUUUUGGAGGAAGCUGGAUCAUACUAUUCUUUCAUGUUUUCCAAAUUUGAAAUGACCUUUAGGCUCCAGAUGAUGUAACAUAGGUCUAGAAAGAUGUUAAAAUCAACAGGUUUGAGAAGGGAAGGAUUCUGUUUUUCCUUUUUGUGCAUACUGCUGAUUUCAUCCCAGGUCAUAUUUUAUUUAUGUAUUAAUUUCACAGAAUAUUAAUAUGAUUCUUCCAAAAGCAUGCUAGUGUAUAUGGGCACAUUCAUUCUGACAGGAUAAUUUUUACUACUGCCUAACAUUAUACUAAAAUAGUGCUUUAUCUAUUUUUAAUUACAGAAUGCUAAUGUUUUGAGAAAACUAUUGAAUUUUAGUUUAGAGGCGGUUGUGCUAGGGAGCAAAUGCCCCACCUCUCGUACAAUCCACUCACCAUAUGUAACCUUACAAAUAGAAGUAAUCCACGACUGUAUCAACAAACGACGCUUUGUGUUAGGGAAGGAAAGGAUUAACAGAUGGAUUGAUGUCAUAACCUAUACAGCGCUGUCCUCGUUUGGCAAUAAUGUACCCCAAAUACUAGAUUGUUGAACUAACAAUGGCUGUGUUAAAGAAGACUAAAUAAACCAAAAAAUAAAAAGUUCAUAACAA